AUGCUCUCGAAGCAGAUGUCCCUAGAAGGUCGGUUACAUGAUGAACAUAGUGGUUGCCUUGGAUAUGGCUCAUUGCUGCUCAGUUACAUCAAAUCCUUAAACGAUCGUAUUCAAGAGCUUAGCUCUCAGCUUGCACUACAUCCGCAUGGUCUUUCAGGUAAUGGCGGGAACUCAUUUUUGGCUGCAGAGGGCACGUCUUUGAAUGUACUAAUGCCUGGACGGGGAAAAGACAUGUAUUCGGACUCGUCCCUCCCGCCGCUCAUCACGAGAAUCACAUUUGAAGUCCUUUCCCAGCCUGAUGUUGUGAAACACAAUCUUCAGGCCGAAAAUGGCGCCGAGCCUCCUCCAGAGCUUGCGUUCGGGGACCGAUCAAUCCUGACUCCUAGCAUUAUUCGCUUUCUUCUUGGACGUUAUGAUCAGUGCAUCAGACCUUGCUAUGAUAUCAUACCCUCGGAUAUCUUGCGACAUGAUGGCAUGAAUCUCAAUAAAUUACCGGACCCAACAAAGUUCUAUAUCUUGAUAGCAUGCGCCGUCGCUGCUGCUCGUGAGAGCUACAAGGCGCCGCAGUGGAAGACAUGUGCACUGGUCUGUCGGGAUUGGGUAAAUGAGUUUGUGACGCCCCUUAUAUCGCCAGCAGAUGGGGAAACACUGGCGACUGUCCUGCUAUUGUUGAUAUUUGAAUUAGCAGAUCCGAGCCGAGGAGCCAUGUGGGAGCUGCUUGAUCUCGCUACACGGACUUGCCUCCAGCUAGGCUGGCACCGGAGACCCCAAAUUUUGAGCGAACAAAGCUCUCCAAUCUCUUCUACAAAUUCUUGCAAACAAAAUGGCUCUUUGAACUGCAUGGAGGCUCGUCUCAUGUCUGCACUGAGAGAUAUUCAGAAGUAUGGCAAGAAUUGA
Messenger RNA from Penicillium longicatenatum, 897 nucleotides. Its product is annotated as fungal specific transcription factor domain-containing protein. NCBI's taxonomy places the organism in Eukaryota, Fungi, Ascomycota, Eurotiomycetes, Eurotiales, Aspergillaceae. The transcript is spliced from 2 exons. The record is from RefSeq and is a predicted model, not a curated record. The coding region runs from base 1 to 897 and encodes 298 amino acids.